AUCCCGGAAGAACAGCCACGUCUCCGCGAACUUGCAGUGGCACUGUCUUUUCAGUUUAUUAUAUGUGUUUUGGUUGCCUCUUGUGUAAAACCGUCUUCUCAGCCAUAAAACACGUUUUAUUUUCUAAAAGAUUGUAUUGAGAAGCAUUUAUAAAGUAAUAUUGCUAGACACAAAAUGGCUGAUUUAGAAGGUGCUUUUCAAAUGUCACUGCUGCACCCAAACCUUGAAGGUGUAACACUUCAGUAUGGAACAGCUGGAUUUCGAACUAAAGCAGAAGAACUCGAUCAUGUCAUGUUCAGGAUGGGUCAGUUAGCUGUUUUAAGAUCCAAGAAAACCAAAUCCACAAUUGGUGUCAUGGUCACUGCAUCUCACAAUCCUGAGGAAGACAAUGGUGUAAAAUUAGUAGAUCCAUUGGGAGAAAUGCUUGCUUCAGCAUGGGAAGAAUAUGCAACGCAGUUGGCCAAUGCAGAAGAAAACCAACUUACUGUUAUUUUAGAAAAAAUAAUUCAAGAAGAAAAAAUUGAAAUGCAUAUAGGAGCUUUUGUAGUGGUCGGGAGAGACACCAGGCCAAGUAGUUUGAAGCUUUCCCAGGCUGCUAUUGAUGGAAUAAUUUCACUAGGAAGUAAACAUAAAGAUUAUGGUCUUGUUACAACACCACAGCUUCAUUAUAUUGUUUGUUGCCACAACACAAAUCAGAUGUAUGGCACUGCUAGUGUCGAAGGAUAUUAUGUGAAGCUCUCAACAGCAUUUUUGGAGCUCGCAAAACAGACCCCAAAUCGCACAGAUGACCAUAAACACCUGAAAGUGGAUGGUGCGAAUGGUAUUGGAGCGCUUAAACUUAAAGAAAUGGAAAAUUAUCUACAGAAGGAAUUGCUCACCUCUCUGUACAAUGAUGGCACUGCAGGAAAGCUCAAUCACCUUUGUGGAGCAGAUUAUGUCAAAGUCCAGCAGAAGCCUCCAAAAGGUAUACAGAUGAUGGCCGGAGAACGUUGUUGUUCAUUUGAUGGGGAUGCUGAUCGUAUUGUCUAUUAUUACAAUGAUGAUGCUGGCCUGUUUCAUCUGCUUGAUGGAGAUAAAAUUGCUACCUUGAUAAGUACCUUUCUGAAGGAGCUCCUUACAAAAGCUGAUCUCCAUCUUCAAGUAGCAGUGGUGCAAACUGCAUAUGCAAAUGGAAGCUCAACACGCUACCUUGAGGAAACAAUGAAGGUUGAAGUGCAUUGUGCAAAAACAGGAGUGAAACACUUGCAUCACAAAGCCCAGCAGUUUGAUGUUGGUGUUUACUUUGAAGCCAAUGGUCAUGGGACUGUUUUGUUCAGUAAGGAUGCCCAGAAGAAGAUACAACAGCUUGUAGAAAAUCCAAAUGUAAAUAAAGAUCAAAGAAAUGUAGCUAAAUUAUUGAUGAAUACUUUAAAUAUAAUUAAUCAGACAGUAGGGGAUGCUAUUUCAGAUAUGCUGCUAAUUGAAGCUAUUCUAGCCUUGAAAGGCAUGACUGUUCAGCAGUGGGAUGCCAUUUACACAGACCUUCCAAACAGACAACUCAAAGUCAAGGUAGCUGAUAGGAGAGUGAUUGAUACGACUGAUGCAGAGAGACGAGCAGUAAGUCCUCCUGGACUUCAGGAAGCAAUUGACAAUUUGGUCCAAAAGUACAAUCUCUCCAGGGCUUUUGUGCGGCCGUCUGGGACUGAAGAUGUUGUCCGGGUUUAUGCUGAGGCUGACACUCAGAGAAAUGCAGACUUGCUGGCACACGAAGUCAGUCUGGCUGUAUAUAAGCUGGCAGGAGGAGUCGGUGAAGAGCCGAAAGCUGUAUGGAGCUGACCAUCCAUUCCAAGCAAUAGCUGUUGUGUUGUACUGGCCAUCUAAAAUGGGGGUCUACAUCUGCUUCUGAGAUCAGUUGAUUGGUUUUACAAAUUUGGUUUCACUUACUGAUCUUUCUGGGAUUUUUUUUUUUCCUGGUAUAGUAUUUCCUGUGAGACUGCAGCCAUUUACUACUUGUCAGAUGUUUAUUACUUUAUCCAGCAAAUGAAUAUCUUUAAAAUGAACAGUGGUUUUAAUAAGUUCAAUGUUUACUCUAUGGGCUACUUUUUAUAUUAGUAAUUAUGGCAAAAGGCACUUUUUUAGCAUUUUGUAAUCAAAGAUGAGGUUGACAUCAAUCUAAACAUACUAUACAUUUCCUAGUCUUAAUAUACCGAGCAGAUUGUGUUUAAUAUGUACAGAAUUACCAGUCAUUUUGGAAAGCGCUGUUUACAUUUUCAUACUGCAAUAAUGCUUUUAUUUAGUGAGGUCCAAAAGACUUUGAUAAAAAACGCAGUGUAUAGCACCAGAAGAGUUCCACAACUGCGAGUGGGGACCAAACUUGGUAGAACAUUUGUAUUAAUGUGCACUACGUGGACAGUUUUAAUAAGCUGAUCAGAUGGUUAAAUGAAUUUAGAAGUACCUUUGUUGUUCUACUGUAUAUUAGAUACAGUAUAUUAGCAAUCAAAUAUGAGCUGCAAUGCAAAAGAAACAUUAUGAAACACUUACUGAACUACAUAACUCUCCAAAUAUUCUGUGGGUCCCUUUAAUUACAGGCAGUGGCCCAUUCACUCCAUACAUGAAGCUGCAGUGUCGUGUCUAAGCGCAAACGGCUGAACGAUGGGUACACUCCGUCGAUCAAGUCUUAACAUUACACACAAGUGAAGUGCUCUCCUUACACUGGCGAUGGCCUGCAAGGUUUACAACUGUCUCUUUAGAUGUCUCAUGCAUUUUUAAAAUGUCAUAUGUAUAUUUUUUUUACAAUAAUCAAAUUUUUCUGUGAAUAAAUACACAGCUACCUUUCUGAAAGCAUUAUUGCAUAAUUAUGUGUGCUGGCUUAUGUAUGUGGAUGACCUAAUCAGUAAAUAAAGUAUAUUCAUUGCAAAGAAUUUAAAAA
Molecule: messenger RNA, 2908 nt
Organism: Polypterus senegalus (gray bichir)
Lineage: Eukaryota; Metazoa; Chordata; Cladistia; Polypteriformes; Polypteridae
Gene: pgm3
Product: phosphoglucomutase 3
Exons: 13
Coding region: 175-1815 (546 amino acids)
Biological process (GO): carbohydrate metabolic process; hemopoiesis; UDP-N-acetylglucosamine biosynthetic process
Molecular function (GO): magnesium ion binding; phosphoacetylglucosamine mutase activity
Source: RefSeq, a predicted model, not a curated record